AUGACCCUCAUGGAUAAUUUCAUUGAGUUGCUGAGGCCGAUUUUCGGCUUGAAAAGUUGGGAUUACCUUGUCAUUUGGAGGUUGAAUGAAGAUCAAAGUGCCCUUGAAUGGAUGGACUGCUGUUGUGGUGGAACAGAGAAUAUGCAGGGUGGUAAUGAUGAAAUGUUCUCAGGUUCUUCUGCUGCUCUUCCUUGCAGAGAUGUUGGCUUUCAACAUCGCAGGACCAAAUGUUGCGAGUUGUUAGCAGAGGUGCCUUCUGUAAUCUCUCUAGAUUCUGUCUCUGGCAUAUAUGCUGAAACUUUGAUGUCUAAUGAAGCCAAAUGGUUAAAUUUUGCACCCAUGUUGGAAUCAAAUAUUUCCCAAGACUCAAUAGGAACAAGACUUCUGAUUCCGGUACCAGUUGGAUUGGUCGAAGUGUUUGCGGCCAAGCAAGUGCCUGAAGAUCCUCAAAUCAUAGAAUUUAUUACAUCACAAUUCAACAUCUCGUUUGAGCAGCAAGCAAUGAUGAUGCAUUCAGAGGCCUUGAAUUCAAGUUUUUCAGUGAAUGUCGAUGGAUUUGGUGAUGUCCCGUUGAAGAACCCUGCGCCUGAUGAAACUCAUGAGAAAGAUCAGUCCCAAGGGAGGCAAAAUCAGGAUCUGCCGUGCGAUGUAUCCAUUGAUCGGGUGCAUUUGAGCCAUUCCCCUUUGAAUCUGUCGCAACACUUCAGUACUUGCAGUUCAGAUAAAUCCGGAAAGAAUGAGAUGAUGUUUUUCGAAGGAACGCAUGAUCAUCAGUUGAAUCCUUUUGCAUCCCCUCCGGGAACUGGAAUCCAUGAUAUGGAUGCAUUGCAGAAGAACAUGAUCAGCCAACAAGGAAAUAUGCUAAUGCAAAUGAUGGAGCCCUUGUCUAGCAAAGAUGAUCAAGCAAAUGAAAAUGACUCAUCUUACAAACAGGAGAAUGCUCAAUCAAAUUCAGCCUCUGACAGUGAUCCAAAUGAGGAUGAGGAUGAUCCAAAAAGCCGAAGGCGAAAUGGGAAGGGCCCUCAGUCCAAGAAUCUUUUGGCUGAGAGGAAGCGAAGGAAGAAGCUCAAUGACAGACUCUAUGCUCUCCGAGCCUUGGUGCCCAAAAUUUCAAAGCUGGACAGAGCUUCCAUCCUUGGGGACGCAAUUGAGUAUGUAAAGGAGCUGAAGAAGCAAGCGAAAGAUCUCGAGAAUGAGCUUGAAGACAAUUCAGAUGAUGAGGAUCCAAUGAACUCUGUGAUAACCAACAAUCAAAAUGUUUCCCAAUCAAAUAUCUUUCAGAGCAUCGGCGCCAUGUAUGGAACUAAACCUGAGACCGACAAUUACUCCAAUGGAAGUCGUAAAAGGGCAUUUGAUAAUGGAGGCAUUGACUAUUCACAGCGACAUCAGGAACGCGAAAACCACGAGGAAAAGGUCCAACAAAUGGAGCCACAAGUGGAAGUCACCCAGCUCGAUGGAAAUGAGUUCUUUGUGAAAGUGUUUUGCGAGCAUAAACAUGGUGGAUUUGUAAGAUUGAUGGAAGCACUGAGUUCUCUUGGCCUGGAAGUAAUCAAUGUAAAUGCAACCAGGCACACAUGUCUGGUUUCAUAUAUCUUCAAAGUAGAGAAAAGAGAUUGUGACUUGGUUCAAGCAGAUGAUGUUAGGGAGUCCUUGCUCGAACUCACUCGAAAUCCAUCCAGACCAUGGUAUGAGAUUUCCAAGAUAUCAGACAAUGGCGACAGAAUGGAUCAACAGCACCAAGUCCAUCACCACCAGCAUCAGCAUCACCAUCGCCACCACGCCCACCUCAUCCAUGGCUACCAAAUGAAUCCUCACCACCACCACCAUCAUCAAAACUAA
This is a messenger RNA of Oldenlandia corymbosa var. corymbosa, 1839 nucleotides long. The record is from the annotation of a GenBank genome assembly. Lineage: Eukaryota; Viridiplantae; Streptophyta; Magnoliopsida; Gentianales; Rubiaceae.